This is a messenger RNA of Maylandia zebra (zebra mbuna), 5958 nucleotides long. RefSeq names its product immunoglobulin like and fibronectin type III domain containing 1, tandem duplicate 1 (gene igfn1.1). The record is from RefSeq and is a predicted model, not a curated record. Gene Ontology annotation, cellular component: M band. Lineage: Eukaryota; Metazoa; Chordata; Actinopteri; Cichliformes; Cichlidae. Gene Ontology annotation, molecular function: protein binding. Gene Ontology annotation, biological process: sarcomere organization.
UGGCUCUGAUUGGCUGAGCCCACAAUGCCUACAAUGCCCACAAUGCCUUCCCAAUCAUGUGACAACCCCCUUGGCUUUCGUACUUGCGCUUCCGUCGUUGCAGUUAGCAAUUAGCCUAUAGCCUAUCUUUCACUCAAAAGGCGCGAUGGGGGCUUCGACUUACGAAAAUUUUCGACUUACGAAAGACCCUGUUUUUAAUCAAGAACAUACGUCUUGUUCAAUCUACUUCAGAAUGACAGAACUGAAUUAAACCUUUUCGUACCACAUUUAUGCUAAUUAUUUUUAAAUGUUAUCUGCAAAUUGACCUAUGAUAUCAAUGCUUGGCUUUCAUGUCAUUCUAAUCACUGUCUUAUUUUGAAAAGCUGAUCAACAUUUUCAUGCACACAUGUUGUUUUUAUUGUUGCAUCAUCCUAAAAAUUCCACAGUGUGAACAUCCAGCUUGCUAACAGCAGCAACACCAGUGUAACGUUAUCAUCACCGUGCAGCAUACAAACCAUAUAUACUAUUCAGUAACCCCUGCUGCAAGCAAUUUAACUUAUUUAAUUUAACUAACUAAUUUAACAGUGUGCUUCAGACUGCAAAAUGCUGGGUGGGGCAUUCUGCUCUCACAAUCUUUAAUAAAAAUAUAAAUAUUUUGUAGCUAAUAUUCUGCCUAUUGCAGGUCUUUCACGCAAGGUGAAAAUAAUUAAAGACCAGGGAUCCCUGGGCCAGCUUUAUCCUUGUGAACAGCAAUCAGUGAUGAAGUCUUCGAUAUUGCUGAGGGCAUCAGGAAGAAGUCAAAAGUGCCUGGUGUCAUGAUAACACAGUUUAUGGAGGAACUUCCAGAGGGAAUGACAACUCCAGAUUUCACCCGCAAACCGAUUGCUCUAACUAUUCAAGAGGGUAAAUUUGCGUUCUUUAAAGCCAUAAUAGUAGGAACCCCAACCCCUACUGUGACAUGGAGUAGAGCAAAUGGAGAAAUACUUUUUCAUCCUUCUGUGUGCCUACAAAAAUAUGAUGAGGCAACCCACGAACACACCAUUGAGUUCCCUAAAGUUUCUCCAGAAGAUGCUGACACCUACAAGUGUUUUGCAACAAAUGAAUAUGGAAGGGCUGUUUGCACUGUUGUUUUAAAUGUUAUUGAAGUUGGAUUUUCCAAGACCAAAGAACUCCAAAAGGCACAAGUCGAAGAUACAGUUGACUUCAGAAAGACACUAAAAAAACGUAAUCCAGAUGGAACACGUGAGCAGAAGCCAAUGGAGACAGAGGAGAAGGUCUGGGAAAUUCUGCUCAGUGCAGACAAGAAAGACUAUGAGCGUAUCUGUGCUGAGUAUGGUAUCACAAACUUCCGUGGCAUGCUAAAGAAACUUAAUGAAAUGAAAAAAGAACGAGAAGAGGAGGUCGCAGAGUUUGUCACACAUAUCAGCAGUUUAAAGCCUAUUGAGGUCACAGAUGAUGAUUAUGCAACAAUUGAGUUGGAUAUGGACCUCAAGGAUCCUAGCAGUAAACUGUACCUGUACAAGGAUGGUGUCAUGGUUCCAUUUUCCAAAGAUGAGGCUGAUGAGCAGAAACAUAGUUUGAAACAAGUUGGCAAAAAAUACAUAUUCAAAAUCAAAAAACUAGGAGUAGAAGAUGCUGGACUCUACUCAGUGGAUGUUGAGGGUGUCAAUGUGUUCUCCACUGAUUUUAAAGUAACUCCAGUCGAAUUUGCUGUCAAAAUACAAGAAGUCAAGGCAGAAGAACGAGAGGACGCCCUCUUUCAAUGUGUCCUAACUGCACCCAUGAACGAGAUCAAAUGGUAUGGCAAAAGUGCUCUGCUGUCAAAUAGUGAAAAACAUGAAAUUACUAUAUCUGAGGAUAAGCUCAUCCACAAAUUGAUUGUGCGGGACUGCAUGCCUUUGGAUGCCGGUAUCUAUGCUGCUGUGGCAGGAAUAAAAUCUUGCAACGCUUGGCUUAUAGUUGAAGCUGACAAAGAUCCUGCAAGUAAGGGCAAAAAGGUGGCUCGGAAAACCACCAUGGCUGGAGGUAGCAACGAAGAGGAGCUGUUGAAAAUAGCAAAGGAGCAGCAAGAAAAAUAUCAGAAAGAAUUGGAAGAAAAACUGGAACUUGCAAAGAAAGCCCAAGCCGAGAAAGAAGCCGCUGGAGCAGCAGCCCAAGAGGAUGAAGAAGCAGCUAAAAAGGCAGCUGCUGAAGCCAAAGCUAAAGCUAAGGCUGCGGCAAGAGCUAAAAGGGCAGCAGCUGGUAAAGACGGAGCUCCAAGGAAAAGUGCGAAAAAAGGAGCCGGUGCUGGAAGUGGCGCGGCCUCUGCUGAUGGAACUGUUGGUGCCGAGGGUGCUGCUGGUGUUGGUGGGGCUGCCGGUGCUGAUGGAACUGUUGGUGCCGGGGGUGCUGCUGGUGUUGGUGGGGCUGCCGGUGCUGGUGGUGCUGAUGGAACUGUUGGUGCCGGGGGUGCUGCUGGUGUUGGUGGGGCUGCCGGUGCUGAUGGAACUGUUGGUGCCGGGGGUGCUGCUGGUGUUGGUGGGGCUGCCGGUGCUGGUGGUGCUGAUGGAACUGUUGGUGCCGGGGGUGCUGGUGGUGCUGUUGGUGCCGGGUGUGCAGCUGGUGCUGGCGGGACAGGUGGUCCUGGUGGUGCUGCUGCAGUUGCAGGUGCUGGUGGUACCAGUGGUAUUGGUGCAGGAAGUGCAGGGGGUGCAGGCAAUGGAGUUGAUGGUGGUGCCAGUGCUGGUGGACAAGAAGGUGGACAUGGAGCUGCAGCCAUUGGAAAAGGUGGAGCUCAAGGCGCAGCUGGAGUAGGAGUCGGUGGCGGUGAAGGAGAAGAUGAAUAUGAUUCAUUUGAAGAUUCUGAUGAAGAAUUUGAGGGGGAGUGGGGAGAAGAAGGAUGUGUAGAAGGAGGAGGAGAGGAAGGAGAAGGAGGAGAGGGAGGAGAAGGGGGUGUAGGAGGAGAGGGGGGAGGUAAAGGAGGAAAACGCAGAAAACGUGUGAGAGCUGGUCCUCUGGUUCCAGAUACAGUAAUAGACCCAGGAGUUCACUUUCAUGCUGGGCUUUCUGACUGCAAAGCCAUUAUUGGAGAAGCGGCAGAGCUGGAGUGUAAAGUGAGCAGUGAAGACUGUGUGGGAGUCUGGUACAAAGAUGGGGAAGAGAUUAAGUCAUCUGAGGGGUUAACUAUUUCAAAGGAUGGAACAUUUCACAGACUGAAAAUUCAUAAAGUCACAGAAGAAUUUGCAGGGAAAUAUAAAUUUGAAGCAGACGGGCGUAAGACAGAGGCUGAGAUUGCUGUUGAAGAUCCACCACGAUUUAAUGCUGAAGAUCUGGAAGCAUUCAAAACUCCUGUCACUGUGAAAAAAGGACACAAAGCUACGUUCAACUUGGCUUUUAUUGGACGGGAACCUAUAAAAAUUCAGUGGUACCGUGAGGGUGAAGAGCUUUCGGAGGAGGCAAACAUCAAGAUAGAGCAUUCAGAGGGGUCUAGCCGUCUACUGCUAUUGAAGCUUCAGCGUAAAGAUAGUGGUGAAAUCAAGAUUAAACUCAAAAAUGAGUUUGGCACUAUGGAGGCUCUCAGCCAACUUGUUGUACUAGAUAAACCUACUCCUCCAAUGGGACCUCUAGAGAUUGUUGAAGCCUCCUCCUCUGCAGUUGAAUUCAAGUGGAGACCCCCAAAAGACAGUGGUGGCUGCAAGAUAUUAAACUAUAUCCUUGAACGACAACAAGUUGGCCGUAACACCUGGAAGAAGUUGGGGCCAAUUGGUCCUGAGGCCAAGUACAGGGACACGGAUGUAGACCAUGGCCGAAGGUAUUGCUAUCGCCUCAGAGUGGAGACUGAAAUGGGCAUCAGUGAACUGAUGGAAACAGAGGACAUUCAAGCUGGUACAAAAGCAUACCCUGGACCUCCAUCAGCACCCAAGGUUGUCAGUGCCUUCAAAGACUGUAUCACUCUCUCCUGGUCUCCCCCUGCUGAUACUGGAGGAACCAGUAUUCUGGGAUACAACCUUGAAAAACGCAAGAAGGGCAGCAACUUAUGGGGCCCUGUCAAUCCACCCAAUGAGAUGAUUAGAGGGAAGCAAUUUGCUGUGAAAGAUGUAAUUGAGGGCAUGGAGUAUGAAUUCCGUGUGUCUGCGAUCAAUAACUCUGGAGCCGGUGAAUUCAGCUCCCCUUCAGAAUUCGUGUUUGCCAGAGACCCUAAAAAACCUCCUGGUAAAGUCAGUGACUUCAAAGUGACAGAUUCCACUUACACAACCAUCUCCUUGUCUUGGACAAAACCCAAGGACAUUGAGGGGGUUGAAGAUGAAGCAAAGGGAUAUUUUGUGGAGAUCAGGCUUGCAGAAAACACAGAGUGGGAUCGCUGUAAUUUGAAUGCAAUAACCAUGACGUCUUAUACAGUAAAAGGCAUGAAGUCAAUGGCUAUGUACUGGGUAAGAGUCAUUGCUAUCAAUGAAGGAGGCCAUGGAGAGCCACAGGAACUGGAUAACUACCAUAUCUCUAUGCCUCCUCCUGUGAGGCCCCGAUUCACUGAUGCCAAAAUUAAGAGUUUUAUGGUGGUGAGAGCAGGAAAUUCAGCACGAUUCAACAUUAACUUUGAGGCCUCUCCUUGGCCAGAUGUAAUCUGGCUAAAAGAUGGCGUGCCAGUGUCUAAAAAAGUGACCAUCAGUAAUGCAGAGGGUACAUCCCAGAUUCUCAUUCCUUCUGCUGAGCGCUCAGAUACUGGAGUCUAUACAAUCAUUGUCAAGAACAUUGUUGGGCAAGAAACAAUCAGCAUUGAAAUUAGAGUCACAGAUGAGCCCAAGCCUCCAGGUCCUGUGGAGUUAGAUGAAAAUGUGCAUGGUACUGUGACUAUUUCAUGGACAGCAUCUCCAGAUGAGAAACGUGAUGACAGGCUGCAUUACAUGGUGACCAAGCGUGAUUCAAGCAAAAGAACAUGGAACACCAUUGCAGAUCGAAUCUUCAACAACAGAUUCACAGCAUGUAACAUAAUGCCAGGACGAGAAUACCAGUUCAGAGUCUAUGCAAAGAAUGACAUGGGCUCCUCCAAACCCUCUGAAUCCCCCAAGUGGCUGAUUCCUGCCAAAAAAGAAAAGUUCACUGUGAAAAUGCCAGAAUCAAAGACGUGCAAUCUGCUGUGUCCUCCCAAGUUCAUUGUCCCACUGAAAACCCACACAGCUCCUGAAGGGUAUGAAUGCUAUAUGACUUGUGCUAUAAAAGGGGAUCCAACACCUCAUGUCACAUGGCUCCGCGACAGUGUCAGUCUGAAUACAAACACUAACUACCUAAUCUCCAACACCUGUGGAGUAUGCUCUCUGCUCAUAUUGAGGGUUGGCUCAAAAGACACCGGGGAGUACAAGGUUGUUGCAGAAAACUCUUUGGGAAGGGCAGAGUCUGCAACUAAACUCACAGUCAGAGAAUAAUUGGACACACCGAAGAUGGCAGACUUCCUUUAUAAUGCCAGCAUAAAUCAAGCUCAUGAUAAUGCCACAUUGUUUGCAGUUAAGUGAGAACUGUCAUGAAUGAAACCUUUGUUGUUUUUUAAAUUAUGCUAGUGAUGCCUUCCUUAUUUGAUUCACAAAUUCAAAACAAACAUCAUCUAAAGUUAAAGUAACAAUAAAGCCUUAGGCCUGCAAAAAUUGCUUAAAUAAAAGUUACCAACAUGUGUCUAUUUUGAUUUCAAGGGUAUAGCAGUAAUGAAAUAAAAUACUGAAAUAUAACUGUGAAAACUAUAUACAGUUUUUAUCUCUGCACAGCACUGAUUGUUAUUAGAUUAGUUGCUAUUAGUCUGAAGGUGAUGAAACAACUUACUUGUGUCUUAACAGAUUUUUAGAUGCAAGGAUCUUUGGCUUGUAUAGUAGGUGUUUGUAGAAGACCCCAGAAUAAAACUAAUAUGAGAAAAUAUAUGAACUGACAGGAUAUUUACAUUACAAUGACACUGCUGUCAUAAAAUGACAUCAAUAUGAAAAUUGAGUUUGAUGUAAAUAAACAUUUCAAACAGCA